Molecule: messenger RNA, 1068 nt
Organism: Salvelinus sp. IW2-2015
Lineage: Eukaryota; Metazoa; Chordata; Actinopteri; Salmoniformes; Salmonidae
Product: NLR family CARD domain-containing protein 3
Biological process (GO): intracellular signal transduction
Molecular function (GO): protein binding
Source: RefSeq, a predicted model, not a curated record
UCUGUGUGUGUUGACCAGGUAACAGAGGUACGAGGGUUCAAUGACCCACAGAAGGAGGAGUACUUCAGGAAGAGAUUCAGUGACGAGGACCUGGCCAACAGAAUCAUCUCACACGUAAAGACAUCAAGGAGCCUCCACAUCAUGUGCCACAUUCCAGUCUUCUGUUGGAUUUCUGCAACAGUCCUUGAACACAUGCUGCAACAUAAGAGAGAAGAGAUGCCCAAGACUCUGACAGAGAUGUACACACACCUUGUGGUGUUUCAYACCAAACAGAAGAAUGAAAAGUAUCUUGGGAAAGAAGAGACAGGUCCACACUGGAAUAAAGAGAGCAUUCUGUCACUGGGAAAACUGGCUUUUCAACAGCUUGUGAAUGGCAAUCUGAUUUUCUAUGAAGGAGACCUGAAAGACGCUGGCAUUGAUGUCAAUGAAGCCUCAGUCUACUCAGGAUUGUGCACACAGCUCUUUAAAGAGGAAUGUGUGCUGUACCAGGACAAGGUGUACUGCUUUGUUCAUCUGAGCAUUCAGGAGUUUCUGGCUGCUGCAUAUGUGUUCCUCUCAUUCAUYAACAACAAUGAGAAUCUAAUGGACAAACUACAAACAAACGACAAACCCGAAGUUGCUUUCUACAAGAAUGCAGUGGAUAAAGCCUUACAAAGUGAGAUAGGAAACCUGGACCUUUUCCUCCGCUUCCUUCUGGGCCUCUCACUGGAGUCCAAUCAGAAGCACUUGCGAGGUCUGCUGACAAAGACAAGAAGCAGCUCACAGACCCAUGAAGAAACAGUCAAGUACAUCAAGGAGAAGAUCGGGGAGAAUCUCUCUCCAGAGAGGAGCAUCAAUCUGUUCCACUGUCUGAAUGAACUGAAUGACCAUUCUCUAGUGGAGGAGAUCCAAAGCUACCUGAGCUCAGGAAGUCUCUCAAAACCCAACCUGUCACCUGCACAGUGGUCAGCUCUGGUCUUUGUGUUGCUAACUUCAGAAAAGGAGCUGGAUGUGUUUGACCUGAAGAAAUACUCCAGAUCAGAGGAAGGUCUUCUGAGGCUGCUGCCAGUGGUCAAAGCCUCCAGAGCU